AUGACUGGGGAAGAGAAGAGAAAAGUAAUAACGAUUGAAAUGGAUGCAUUGAGAAGAUCAUGCAGAAUCUCAAAAAGAGAGAGGAUAACUAAUGAGAGAAUUAAAGACCUAAUGGGAUUGAAGGAGACAGUUUUGGAAGAAAUAAAGAGGAAACAACUUAUUUGGUUUGGAGAUGUGAAAAGAAUGAGUGACGAGAGACUCCCGAAAAUGUCAAUGGAAUAUAAUCCACAAAAAAGGAAAAAGAGAGGAAGACCCAGACAAACUUGGUACGACGGAGUAAAGUUAGCAUGUAGUGAAAAAGGGAUUAAAGAGGAAUGGUGUAUGGAUAGAGAGAGAUGGAGAGGGUUCUUGGAGAUCAGAAGGCAACAUCAGAUGCCAUAA
Messenger RNA from Centruroides sculpturatus (bark scorpion), 381 nucleotides. RefSeq lists its product as uncharacterized. The transcript has a single exon. NCBI's taxonomy places the organism in Eukaryota, Metazoa, Arthropoda, Arachnida, Scorpiones, Buthidae. The coding region runs from base 1 to 381 and encodes 126 amino acids. The record is from RefSeq and is a predicted model, not a curated record.